CGUGACAUUCUGCCCUGGCAGCGCGCCGCGAUGGCAUGUACCACGAUGAGGCAUUGGACCCGCCUGCUAACUAUAUUGAGUCUGACGCGCAUCGCCACGGUACAGUAUGCUGUGCCGAUGUUCGCAGCGCCGCCGGUACUGCCGGUGAUGCUGCCGGCGCUGGCGCUGGGCCCGCCUCAGUCGCGCGCCCCGUCCACCACUACGAGCACCACCACUACCACGACUGCGCGCAGCGUGGCCGUAGCCGUGCCUGUGGGCGUGCCGCUGCCUGUGCCUUUCCCGCUGCCCGUGUAUGCGCAGCCCGACUUCUGCCGCGCCGAGCCCCGACCCACCGCAUGCCCUGCGUGCCCGCCCUGCCACUGCACGCCCUCUUGCACGCCCGCCUUCUUCUCGUUCUGCUCCCCUUGUCACCAGCGUUGCAGAUGUCGCAACCCGAACGAAGCGCCGGUCCCGAUGCCGCCGAGCCCCCCCGUCGCCCUGGCCAUGCAUUCGUACCCGGUGCCGCUGCCGGCUCCGGCGCCGGCGCCGCUCGUCGUGGUGCCCAUGCCUCCCUUGCGGGUCGUCAACUCGAAGACUAAACGCAAGCCGCGACGAUACUCGUCAUCGGACACCUCGCGUACCUCCGAAGAGGACUGGAGCGAGUUCAGUUCGGACGACGGCCUCUCGUCCUCCGACUCCGACUAUUUCUAUAAGAAAAUAAGGAGAAAAAAGAAAUCGCACAAAAAACGCAGGCGCUACUCGAGCAGGAGGAACAUCGGGCGAGCCGACGACGGCGAGGUCGUGAAGCCGGUCCUCACGUACGUCUCGCAAAACGGAAACAUCAAGUUUAAAACGAAAAUUAGCAAUGCGCAGGCGGCGCAUCUACUCGGCGCCCGGCGAGCACCCGCACCUAGCGAGCGUCCCCCGGCGGUCGAGACUGUGCAGGUGGUGGCCCACGAAGACCCCCAGCGCCGGCCCCGAGUGGUAGUGGUGUCCAACACGAACCGCGAGCAGCAGCGCGGCGCCGGCACGGGGCCACGACGCAUCGAGCUGCGCGAGGGCGCUCGCUCCCCGCACGAUCUACGACCCGGCAAGAAGGAAAUUGUUUUCCGACCCCCAUACAACAAGAGGAUUAGUAACUUGUCGGUAUCGUUCCAGGUGAGCGAGUAAGUGCAUGUGUCCUCAUCGUCGAUCGCCUGCCGCCUGUCGUCUUGCACCCUCUCUGUAGCCGUAUGGCGAUCGGAGGUGUUUUUAACUUAUUAUUUUUAUAUAUGUUAAAUAAAGUUACACAAAA
This is a messenger RNA of Papilio machaon (common yellow swallowtail), 1273 nucleotides long. Its product is annotated as max-binding protein MNT-like. The record is from RefSeq and is a predicted model, not a curated record. The transcript has a single exon. The coding region runs from base 31 to 1149 and encodes 372 amino acids. Lineage: Eukaryota; Metazoa; Arthropoda; Insecta; Lepidoptera; Papilionidae.